ACCCGGUCACAAGUCACUGCAGUGAGGCACAUCAAUAAACAGAGAAGAUCUGCUGCCAGGUUCAUGUUGAAAAAUUGCUUCCACAGUUUCUGCUAAAAGAAGAAGUGGAGAAGGAAGCCUGAAAUGUGGCUCCAACACCCAGAGGGCAUUGUUGUUCAGGAGUGUGUGCUUAAAGAUAGAGCUUCAGAAAGAAGAAAGAGAGUCUCUGUCCUGCCCUUCGGCUCCAGUGUCUGAGGUUUUGGCUCUCCAAAGAGAACUGUGCCAGAAAACCUGCGUCAGGCCAGACUUGGGUGAAAAGCAUUCCAGCAACUAGGAACUGAAGAAGGCGAACGCAAGGCUGUUCCUACAGGCAUCCCCUGUGCAAAUCAAGCCCAGGGCCCACACAGCUUCCUAAUGAAUCUCACCCUGCAACAGUCAUAGUAAAGGUGCGGUAUCUGUGAGGAGUGAGAGACAAUCCUGAACUGAAGCAGCCAGAACAAAGCGAGUCUGUCCAGAGGGAAAACAGACAUGAAGAAAUGACGUGAUUCACCUUCGGUCACACAGCAGGCUGGUAACAUCUCAAGGACAAGAAUCCAGGUUUCUUGACACCCAGCCCAGUGUGUUAGCUAUUUGAUCACCCUGUACCUGCACCUUUCAGACAAAUGAAAGACACAGUCAUCUCCAGCAGGAUCUUAUGGAUCAGUACACAAUGAAUCAAUCACUUUUCAGAGGUGCCGAUCUUCUGGACUGACGGUAGAAAUAACUGAGGGUGUUCAUCUCUCCCACUGUUUGCAGCAGGCAGGAGGUCAGUCUCACACUGCAGUCCAGGGAGGCGUGACAGAGGAGAACUGGAGGACCCACCAGCUUCCCCACAGCAUGCUCCUUUGCUCUCUCUUUUCCUCUGCAAGGUGCUAGAGGUGGAAGUGAGCCAUGCCCUACCUGUACCAGCACUCAAAGGCAAGGCUGCCUGCGCUGCCCAGGACCGCGCGUGCCAUCCACAGCUCAGGGAAGACCUACAAGGAGCUGAAGGAGGAGUGCCUGCAGAGGGGAGUCCUAUUUGAGGACCCCGACUUCCCUGCCUGCAACUCUUCUCUCUUCUUCAGUGAAAAGCCACCUAUUCCCUUCAUCUGGAAAAGGCCCACUGACAUCGUCAAAGAUCCCAAGUUUGUCCUUGGAGGAGCCACAAGAACUGAUAUUUGCCAAGGGGACCUUGGUGACUGCUGGCUAUUAGCAGCUAUAGCUUGUCUCACACUGAAUGAAAAAACCCUAGCAAGAGUGGUGCCACUGGAUCAAAAUUUUGGGCCAGAUUAUGCUGGUAUAUUUCAUUUCCAGUUUUGGCAGCACAAUGAGUGGCUGGAUGUCGUUAUUGAUGACCGAUUACCCACUUUCAAAGGCCGGUUGGUUUUCCUUCACUCAGCUGAGCACAAUGAAUUUUGGAGUGCCUUACUGGAGAAAGCCUAUGCCAAGCUGAAUGGCAGCUAUGAGGCUCUGAAAGGAGGCAGUACAAUAGAAGCCAUGGAAGAUUUCACUGGGGGUGUAGGAGAAAUAUAUGAGGUUAAAAAGGCUCCUGAAAAUUUCUAUGAAAUCCUGGAGCAAGCUCUGAAAAGAUGCUCAAUGGUGGGCUGCUCUAUCGAUAUCAGCAGUGCUGCUGAGUCAGAAGCCAAAACCCCCUUUGGCCUUAUAAAGGGCCAUGCUUACUCCUUGACCGGCAUCAAUGAGGUGAGCUAUCGGGGCCGACAAGUGCAGCUGAUAAGGAUAAGGAACCCCUGGGGACAAGUCGAGUGGAACGGCCCUUGGAGUGACAACUCUCCAGAGUGGCGUUCGGUUAGCCUGUCGGAGCAGAGACGCCUAUCUCAGGCAGCACUAGAUGAUGGAGAAUUCUGGAUGAAAUUUGAAGACUUCAAAGUGCAUUUUGAUAAAGUUGAGAUCUGCAACCUGACUCCAGAUGCCCUGGAAGACAGCACUGCCCACAAAUGGGAGGUGACCAUUCACCAGGGAAGCUGGGUCCGGGGCUCCUCUGCAGGAGGCUGUAGAAAUUUUCUAGAGACUUUCUGGACAAAUCCACAAAUCAAGCUACAUUUGACAGAGAAAGAUGAUGGACAAGAUGACUGCACAUUCAUAGCAGCACUGAUGCAAAAAGAUCGCCGUAAACUCAAAAAGCUUGGUGCUGAAAUGUUAACUAUUGGCUACUCUAUUUAUGAGAGCCCUGGCAGAGUUGAACACUUGGGCAAAGACUUCUUCAGGUACCACCCUUCCAAGGCGAGGAGCAAAACCUACAUAAAUCUAAGAGAAGUAUCUAACCGAUUCAAGCUGCCACCGGGCGAUUAUGUUCUUAUUCCAACCACAUUUGAGCCGCACCAAGAGGCAGAUUUCUGCCUGAGGAUUUUCUCUGAGAAGAAGGCCAUCACUGAGGAUCUAGAUGAAAACGUUGCCAUUGAUCUCCCCGAGCCUCCAAGCCCAAGUCCACAAGAAACUGAUGAAGAAAAGCAGUUCCGGGCACUAUUUGAGCAGAUUUCAGGAAAGGACAUGGAGGUAUCUGCAGAAGAACUCGAAUAUGUUCUGAAUGCUGUAUUAAAAAGAACAAAGAACAUCAAAUUCAAGAAUUUAAGUCUCAUUUCAUGCCGAAAUAUAAUUUCUCUUAUGGACACCAGUGGCAAUGGGAAACUGGACUUUAGUGAGUUCAAAGUUUUCUGGGAAAAAAUGAAGAAAUGGAUAAAUAUCUUUCUUCAGUUUGACUUUGAUAAAUCUGGUUCCAUGUCCUCCUAUGAGCUUCGCAGUGCCCUUAAAGCUGCAGGAUACCAACUCAGCAAUUACCUGCUGCAACUGAUUGUCCUCCGGUACUCUGAUGAACAGUUCCAGAUUGAAUUUGAUGAUUUUCUGAACUGCUUAAUUCGCUUAGAGAAUGCAAGCCGAGUAUUCCAGGCACUGAGCAUGAAAAACAAGGAGUUCAUCAACUUGAAUAUAGGCGAGUUUAUCAAUCUGGCAAUGAACAUCUGAAGAAGUCUGACUUGGAUGCCAGGAGUUUCUUGCGACGUUGCUGCAGAGACUUCUCCAAGAGCCGAAGUCCCCUUCACAUGCAAACUUCAGCAAGAGAUUUUUGUGGGGGAACAUGCAUGAUACCCACCUUUCCUGGUCUCUAGCUCUGUUGAUGAGUUCAAUAGUCAGAUCACAUAUUUUUAAUUAUUUUUAGUAAAGCCUGAUACUGGAUUUGCUACUAUGAGAGGCAUUUGGAUGGGGGAACACAUACCUCUCAAGGUCAGUACUGAUACUGACACCCCUGAGUGACCAUAGAUUUUAUUAAAUAGGAUUGUAUUCUGUUUCAGCACAGCACAGAUGACAGUGAUUAAAAGUUUUAAUACUGCUUGGCUACAGAUUACUGUAUGACGCUUAUGAAAAUAUAAGGUUGCGAAAAACUUUGUUCAGUUUGGAAUUAAUUUCCAGAUAUUACAUAGGGCUACAUAACAAGUCCCCUCUUACAGCUACAUGGAUUGCAGUCUGGUGGACGGCAAACAAAGGAAGGCUAGGGAAUGUAUGGAUGAAAAUUCAUCCUUCCAUAUUUAUGACAGAGGUCCCUUGUUCUAGACGUCCUUAGGAGGAUUCUUAAGCAAAGGUCUGACAUUAUCACAGAUUUAAUUUAGGGAAAACUUAAUGCAUCUCACCUUCCCUUACUCCUUCCACAGCUACCAACAAAAUUUCUCUGCUGCA
Messenger RNA from Cuculus canorus (common cuckoo), 3684 nucleotides. RefSeq names its product calpain 9 (gene CAPN9). NCBI's taxonomy places the organism in Eukaryota, Metazoa, Chordata, Aves, Cuculiformes, Cuculidae. Gene Ontology annotation, molecular function: calcium-dependent cysteine-type endopeptidase activity; calcium ion binding. The coding region runs from base 910 to 2976 and encodes 688 amino acids. Gene Ontology annotation, cellular component: cytoplasm. The record is from RefSeq and is a predicted model, not a curated record. The transcript is spliced from 26 exons. Gene Ontology annotation, biological process: proteolysis.